AUGCCUCUCCGCGAGCUCCAGUACCCGACCGAGCCGUACAGCAAGGUCAACCGGCUCAAGGACCGAGCGGACUACGCCCUCGAGGCCAUCCACCGGAUUGUCAACACAUGCCCGCUGCUACAUGUCUCCUUCCAGGCCCCAGGCAGCCCGUUCCCGGCGGUCCUGCCGAUGAUCGGGCAGAUGGGCUCGUUUGACCGGCCCAGCGCUGAUUUGGGAGAUGUGCUCGAUCUGUAUCUCCACGGCUACGUCUCCUCCCGCAUCAUGAACACCGCCCGCUCCUCCUCCUCCUCCUCCGCAUCCGAAACCUCAACCGAAACCUCAACCGAAGAGAGUAAAGAAGGCAUCCCCAUAACAAUAGCAGCCACCCACCUCGACGGCCUGGUCCUCUCCCUCACCCCCAACUCCCACUCCUACAACUACCGCAGCGCCAUCCUCUUCGGCCACGCGUCCCUCGUCACCUCCGUCCCCGAAAAGCUCUACGCCAUGGAACUCAUCACCAACAGCGUCGUCCCUCAACGCUGGGCCCACACCCGUGUCCCGCCCAACGCGGCCGAGAUGCAGAGUACGAGUGUGCUAAAGGUGAGGAUUACGACGGGGAGUGCGAAGAUCAGAGAGGGGGGACCGCAUGACGAACGGGGGGAUCUGGAGGAUAGGGGGGUGGUGGAGAGGGUUUGGACGGGCGUGGUGCCGGUGUGGAGUGUGUUGGGGACACCGGUGGUGGGGGGGUAUAAUGAGGUGGGGGAGGUGCCGGGGUAUUUGGAGGAGUGGAGGGGGGAGAGGAAUAGGGAGGGUGAGGAGUUUGCUAGGGGGGUGGCUAAGGAUUAG
Dichotomopilus funicola is the source of this 825-nucleotide messenger RNA. RefSeq lists its product as uncharacterized. The transcript is spliced from 3 exons. NCBI's taxonomy places the organism in Eukaryota, Fungi, Ascomycota, Sordariomycetes, Sordariales, Chaetomiaceae. The record is from RefSeq and is a predicted model, not a curated record. The coding region runs from base 1 to 825 and encodes 274 amino acids.